AUGAUGUAAGUCUGAAGACAACCAAUGAGAAAAUUCUUACAAAGUUUGGAAGACCUGCGAGCUGCCCUGAAGUCAGGAUAAAACAGGUGAGUCAACAGAAGAAAUAUGAGAAUCGUGUCAUGGUUUAUCCUUAACAUUGGUUGCAUUUUGAAAUACUACUGUGUCUCUAUAGACUGAAAUAUUCCUAACUGUACAUGCAUUCUGUGACAAAGUUCCAAAGCUCUAUUGAAUGUAUUACUGGCUAUGGAAAUUAUAGAAUUGAUCCAGAACAGUCCACAUUUUUAUUUCUGAUUGAUGGCAUUUUUUCAAAUCUCCCAGGGCCCUUGGUUGCAUAAUUCUGUUCUCUUGUAAUACAUGUAUGCGUCUGCAGAUGGCUCCUCUGUCUUGAGUAACAUCAUACAGCUGUAAUAGGGUAGUAAGUCCUUGAAAAGACUUCCCCUUCCACAUGUCAAGGCCAGCUGACUGCUGCUGAGUAUAUGGAAGUAGUGGUCUUUUAACAGUAUGAUCCUGUCUGAUCUCAUGAGUCAUGUUUCGCAAGGCUUUUUUCCUCUGCUACAUGAAAGUGGACCGGGAUGUUCUCAGGUCAGAUAAGGCAGUGUGGCACUAUAGAGACAAACCUCAAAGUCUACCCUCCUGGAGGUCCCUUGAUGUCUAAGUUCUACACUACAUAUUUUUAGAAAUGACAGUACACUUCUUGUUUCAAUGCCAGCACUUGUAGGCACUUCUUCAUGUUCCGAUGUAGGUGGAGAGUAUCUCACAUGGAGGCAGUGCUUCGCAGAUGCCCUUUCCUCUCUUUGGCACCCAGUUUCCUGCAUUUGGCAGUUCAUUCAUCGCUGGUGAGCUAUGCCCACAAGUGUCCUAUGAUUACAGACCUUGUCUCAGGAUCAUUAGUCCAAGGUCUGUCCUCUUCCGCCUCUUUGGAAAACCGCUCACCAACCAGGCCAAAAUGUGAAGUAAAGUUGCCUCCAGGCCACCCUAUGCCACUUGCUGGAGUCUCCAAGUGCCCUUUCUUGGCAGCUGAGAUGGUACAGACAGACAAUAAAGUAUUGAGAGAAGCCAGCAUGGAAAUGCAGGAGGACGUCACAAAAAUGCACACUUUCCAAACUGGAACAUGUGAUAUGGAUUUAACAAUCAUGGACACUAUGGAGGCUCAGAAGACCAGUACAGUGGCUCCAAAAAAUAGUAUUAAACCCAUGGCUUCCAAAGCAUCUCACCUUUUGAAGGACAAUCUUCCUCAGGGUGUGACCUUCAAGUAUGACAGUUUUUUUGAGGACAAAAUAAUCAGCAAGAAAAGGGAUCACACUUACAGAGUUUUUAAGACGGUGAACCGACGUGCAACUUCUUUCCCCAUGGCGGACGACUGCUCAGAUUGUUUUAAUGUGAAGAAAGAUGUGUCAGUGUGGUGCAGCAAUGACUACCUCGGCAUGAGUCGCCACCCCAAAGUCAUCCAGGCUAUAAUGGAGACUUUGGAAAAUCAUGGUGCCGGUGCAGGAGGAACCAGGAACAUUUCUGGAACAAGUAAAUUCCAUGUGGACCUGGAACAUGAGCUUGCUGACCUGCAUGGCAAGGAUUCUGCUCUGCUGUUUACUUCCUGUUUUGUAGCCAAUGACUCCACAUUGUUCACUUUGGCUAAAAUGUUACCAGGUUGCGAAAUUUACUCUGAUGCUGGCAACCAUGCCUCAAUGAUUCAAGGUAUUCGAAACAGUGGUGUCAAGAAGUUUGUCUUUCGUCACAAUGAUGUCAGCCAUUUGCAAGAGCUGCUGGAGAGGUCUGACCCCUCCAUUCCAAAGAUUGUUGCCUUUGAGACGGUGCAUUCAAUGGACGGGGCUGUGUGCCCACUGGAGCAAAUAUGCGAUGUUGCCCACAAAUUUGGUGCCAUCACCUUUGUGGAUGAGGUGCAUGCUGUGGGGCUGUAUGGGUCCAGAGGAGGCGGGAUUGGCGACAGAGACAGAGUCAUGAACAAGAUUGACAUCAUCUCUGGUACCCUAGGAAAGGCAUUUGGCUGUGUGGGUGGCUACAUUGCCAGCACCAGCGCCCUAGUGGACACAGUGCGAUCCUACGCUGCAGGCUUCAUUUUCACCACUUCUCUUCCUCCCAUGCUGCUGGCUGGGGCCAAGGAGUCCAUCAAGAUUCUCAAAAGUGAAGAAGGCCAGGUGCUCAGGAGGAAACACCAAAGGAGUGUCAAGCUGCUCCGACAAAUACUCAUGGACUCAGGCCUUCCAGUCGUCCACUGCCCAAGCCACAUCAUUCCUAUCCGGGUGGCAGAUGCGCAGAAGAACACAAAGAUCUGUGACAUGAUGAUGUCCUGUUAUAACAUCUACGUCCAGGCCAUCAACUACCCCACCGUGGCUAAAGGGGAGGAACUGCUACGCAUCGCCCCCACGCCACACCAUACACCUAAGAUGAUGUACUACUUUGUUGACUGUCUGGUAAAAACGUGGAAAGAAGUGGGCUUGGAGUUGCAGCCGCACUCGUCAGCCGAGUGUAACUUUUGUCAGCGGCCUCUCCACUUCGAUUCGAUGAGUGAGCGAGAAAAGUCCUACUUCACUGGCCUCAGUCACAUGAUUUCAGCUGUAGGCUAGUAUUCACACACCACCCAUUCUUUCUUUGUCCAUUAUCCAAGCAAUUUAUUGUACUGUAUUUAAAUUGAUCUUUGAAUUGAUACCUGUGUGCUGUGCAAAUAGAUCCCUGAUGCUAUAUUUAGAAAGGGUUAGGAAAUAAAGUGAAAGUAUAUUAGUACAAUAGGAAGGCCACGCUGGAAUUUGCCAAAAAGUACAGAGAUGAACAUUUUGAGACAAAUACAGACCUGAUCAAAAUCUUAAGGCCAGUUGAAAAAUUGCUAGAAUUUGCAUGUUGCACAUUUGAAUAUUAAUGAGGUUUUAAGUAAAGCUACAAUAUGCAAAAAGAAAGAAGGGGGGAGUGAGACAAAAAACAUUUGUAACUUGUAAUUUAAACAAAAAAACAAAUAUAAAUGUUUAUCACCUGAUCAUAAGUUUAAGACCACAGGCUAUAAAGGCCAAAACCUGCUCAAAAUUUUCAUUUUCUGUCAGGCAGUCAAACUGUCAUGCCCUCCUGAUGGCUAAAACUAAGAAGCUUUCUCUUUUUAAACGUGGUUGGAUUGUAGAGCUGCAUAAGCAAGGCCUCUCGCAGCGUGCCAUUGCUGCUGAGGUUGGGAGCAGUAAGACAGUCAUUCUACAUUUUUUGAAAGAUCCUGAGCAUUAUUGAACAAAAAAGUCAAGUGGUAGACCCAAAAAAAAUCAUACCUGCACUGAGCCGGAGGAUCUGAUUGACUGUCCAUCAAGACACAGGGCGGUCUUCGACCCAGAUUAAGGCUCUUACUGGUGCCAACUGCAGAGCAAUAACCAUCAGACAGCAUCUGCGGGAAAAAGGUUUAAAAAAAAAAAGAUUCAAAAAAAAAAUUCAAAGCCCUCGUCUCCUUCAAUGCCACAAAACUGCCCGUUUAGACUUUGCCAGAGACUUUGCCAAACAUGGGACAUUGAAAGGUGUAAAAAGGUUUUAUUCUCUGAUGAGAAAAAAUUUUACCUGACGGUCCAGAUGGCUUCCAACGUUACUGGCAUGACAAGGAGAUCCCACCUGAGAUGUUUUCUACCCGGUGGAGGGGUGUCCAUCAUGAUCUGGGUUGCUUUUUCAUUCCGUGGAACACUGGAGCUUCAGGUGGUGCAGGGUCGUCAAACGGUGGUGGCUUACGUGCAGAUGUUGCAGCGGGCAUCCCUCAUGACUAAGGGCCCUCGUCUGUGUGGUAACAGUUGGGUUUUUCAACAGGACAACGCUGCAGUUCACAAUGCUUGCUUGACGAAGGACUUCUUCAGGGAGAAUAACAUCACUCUUUUGGACCAUCCUGCAUGUUCCCCUCAUUUAAAUCCCAUAGAGAACAUUUGGGGAUGGAUGGCAAGGGAAGUUUAUAAAAAUGGCCAUUAGUUCCAGACAGUUGAUGCCCAUCGUGAAGCCAUCUUCACCACUUGAAGAUGUAAUGUUCCCACUCUCCUCCUGGAGACACUCGCAUCAAGCAUGCCCAAACCAAUUUUUGAAGUGAUUAACAAGAACGGUGGAGCUAAUCAUUACUGAGUCCUACUGAGAACAUUUUUUGUUCUGGUUUGGAGAGUUUUUAGUUAUUUUUUGAGCAAUGGUAUUAAAUCAUCAUCAGCUGAA
Messenger RNA from Dunckerocampus dactyliophorus (ringed pipefish), 4170 nucleotides. RefSeq names its product 5-aminolevulinate synthase, non-specific, mitochondrial-like. The coding region runs from base 729 to 2582 and encodes 617 amino acids. NCBI's taxonomy places the organism in Eukaryota, Metazoa, Chordata, Actinopteri, Syngnathiformes, Syngnathidae. Gene Ontology annotation, molecular function: pyridoxal phosphate binding; 5-aminolevulinate synthase activity. The record is from RefSeq and is a predicted model, not a curated record. Gene Ontology annotation, cellular component: mitochondrion; mitochondrial matrix. Gene Ontology annotation, biological process: erythrocyte development; hemoglobin biosynthetic process; heme biosynthetic process. The transcript has 11 exons.